This is a messenger RNA of Seriola aureovittata, 3269 nucleotides long. It is a transcript of the gene inpp5b, whose product is annotated as inositol polyphosphate-5-phosphatase B. Lineage: Eukaryota; Metazoa; Chordata; Actinopteri; Carangiformes; Carangidae. Gene Ontology annotation, cellular component: membrane; cytosol. The transcript is spliced from 23 exons. The coding region runs from base 219 to 2936 and encodes 905 amino acids. Gene Ontology annotation, biological process: phosphatidylinositol dephosphorylation; signal transduction. The record is from RefSeq and is a predicted model, not a curated record. Gene Ontology annotation, molecular function: phosphatidylinositol-4,5-bisphosphate 5-phosphatase activity; inositol-1,4,5-trisphosphate 5-phosphatase activity.
GGGCCGGGCUGGGCCAGCAGCGGAGGAACGGGAGAGAAACAUCUGGAUCGAAAGGGAAUAAUGUCGGAUUACAGGGGGCUCCUCGAGCGUCUCUCCUCCUGCUGUUCACUUGGCUUUCUCUUGAGAGAGAAAUAAAUAGGCUACUCGAAAUUCCUCCGGGUAUUUUUGAACAAGAAAAGCGUGGGGCAGAAACUGUCAAGCAGGAAUCUGCCUUCACCAUGGAUCAGUCCGUCGCAAUCCAAGAAACUUUGGAGAGGGAAGAAAACUGCAUCAUUGCUGUCCAAUGUGAUGUCCUCUUUGAUAAGAUUACAGAGAGCAGAUUGCUGGGAUUGGUUGAGUCUUCAGAAGAACAUGCACUCUUUAUUUAUACUCAUCGAAGGAUGGCCAUUACUGCUGAUGAUGUGUCACUGGAGGACAUCAUACCCGUCUCCCUUGACUUUGCUGUUGUGGAGGUUUCCUCACCAGAGGAACUUGCAGUUGUGGGGGCUGAUACCAGGGUGAGAAUAAGCUACCAGGAAGAAGCGUUAGAGCUCAGACUUCCUUUUGGGUCUCAUUCGCGGCUCUUUCUCAGCGAGGUCAACAGGGCCUGGAGUGAUGUUUGCAAGUCUCCCACACAGGUACCCAAGUUUCAGUGGAUCAACAAGUACCACAAAACCACUAAAGGCCAGGGAGUUGUCAAACAGGCCCUUGCACCCCUCAGCACAACACUCAGUAAACUCAAUCAGCAACGGAAAACAGAGAAAUCAUCCGACAAAAAGGGAAGUAUAGAAAGGGAGAAAGGUUCCAACGGUGGCACACAGAAGUCCAAAGUGUGUUCUAGCCCGGAGAGUCAGGGCAUCUCAAGUCGAGACGACCGGAAUGACCUGGUGCGCUCGUCCAGCCACACCCCGUCUAACAAAGCUCAGAUACUGGCCAUGCCGCAGUUCAACCUGCGUGACAACCUUAUCAAGUGUGAGCUCCUGAAGAAUGAGGACAUUUACACUUACCUGGAGAACUUCAGCUUUUUCCUUGGCACGUACAAUGUGAAUGGACAGACACCAAAGGAGAGCCUCAGUCCUUGGCUGAGCUGCACUCCCGACCCUCCUGACAUGUACUGCGUGGGUUUCCAGGAGCUCGACCUCAGCAAAGAGGCUUUCUUCUUCAAUGACACCCCCAAAGAGCUGGAGUGGACAAAGGCUGUGUCCAAGGCCUUGCAUCCAGAUGCCAAGUAUGCCUUAGUGAAGUUGGUGCGUCUGGUGGGCAUCAUGCUGCUCUUCUAUGUGAAGAAGGAGCAUGCAGAGUUCAUCUCUGAUGUGGAGGCUGAGACUGUGGGCACUGGCAUCAUGGGAAGGAUGGGAAACAAGGGGGCUGUGGCAAUCCGUUUUCGCUUCCACAACUCUGAUAUCUGUGUGGUCAACUCUCACCUAGCUGCCCACAUUGAAGAAUAUGAGAGACGUAAUCAAGACUACAAGGAUAUUUGCAGCCGUCUACAAUUCCGACAGCUUGAUCCCACCCAGCCUCCUCUCAUUAUCAUGAAGCAUGAUGUGGUUUUAUGGAUUGGAGAUCUCAACUACAGAAUCAGUGACCUUGACGUUGACAAUGUGAAGGAGCUAAUCAGCAAGAAGGACUUUGAAACACUGCACAGUUAUGAUCAGCUCAAGAGGCAGAUUGACGAGAAGGCUGUGUUUGUUGGCUUUGUGGAGGGUGAGAUUGAUUUCCAGCCCACCUACAAAUAUGACACCGGCUCUGACAUGUGGGAUACGAGUGAAAAAUGUCGCGUUCCUGCGUGGUGUGACCGUAUCCUGUGGAGAGGGAAAAAUGUAGUGCAAGAACAUUAUCAGAGUCACAUGGCUCUGAAGACCAGUGACCACAAACCAGUCAGUUCCCUGCUUGUCACUGGGAUCAAGAGACUAAAUGCUGAGGCUUAUAAGAAGACCUUUGAAGAGAUUGUUCGCAAUAUUGACAAAAUGGAGAAUGAGUGUAUUCCGUCUGUAUCCUUGUCCGAGCGUGAGUUCCACUUUAAGGAUGUGAAGUUCAUGCAGCACCAAGCAGAGACAUUGAGCCUCUUUAAUGAUGGCCAGGUCCCAUGUCAGUUUGAGUUUAUCCAGAAGCCAAACGAGCCCACAUACUGCAAGCCCUGGCUCACGGCCAACCCCCCCAAAGGCUUCAUUGCUCAGGGUGCUUCUGUGGACAUUGAGCUUGAGGUUUUUGUAAACCGCUCGACAGCACCUGAACUUAACUCUGGCAAGCAACAGAUCGAAGACAUCCUGGUGCUCCACUUGGAGCGUGGCAAGGACUAUUUCAUCUCUGUGACAGGAAACUACCUGCCCAGCUGCUAUGGCACCUCCAUCUAUUCAUUGUGUCACCUGAGGGAGCCCAUCCAGGACAUGCCGCAAGAGACUCUUCAUAAACUGGCGGAGAUGUCUGGAGAUGAGAAUGCAGCAAACACUGAAAAGCCUCUAGACAUUCCUAAAGAACUCUGGAUGAUGGUGGAUCACUUGUUCCGUAAUGCAAUAAAACAGGAAGACAUAUUUCAGCAACCAGGGCUCCGGAGUGAAUUUGCAGAAAUAAGGGAUUGCCUUGACACUGGCAUGCCAGAUUCUCUUCCGGGAAGUAACCACUCAGUGGCAGAGGCCUUGCUCCUCUUCCUUGAUGCCCUCCCAGAACCUGUGGUUCCCUACUCCUUUUACCAGCAGUGCCUAGAAAGCUGCUCCAAUGCCAGUCAGUGUGAGAAAGUUAUUUCCAUGCUACCUCAGUGCCAUCAAAAUGUGUUCAACUAUUUAGCUGCCUUUCUCCGUGAGCUGUUGAAGAAUUCUGCUAGCAAUCGAUUAGAUGUCAACAUCUUGGCCACCAUUUUUGCCUCUUUGCUCCUGAGAUCACCUACGAAGCAGGAUCUUGCAGAAAAGAGGAAGACUCAGGAGUUCUUUCAGCACUUCCUCAUCCAAGGCUCCUCCUAGAUGGAGGACUUCUUCCUCUUGUCCUUCAUGCUGAAGCUGAACACUAAAAAAUGUACAGUCCAGUAUUUGAACAGCAAUUAUUUCUUAUAUUCUUAUGUGGGUCUUUGUAUCGAUAUAGUAUUACUUAAAGUGGCAGUUCUUAUCUGAUAUUAGUAUGUUCUAAAGCAAUGUUUGUGAUCUGUCAAUGAACAGAGUUUAUUGUAUUUCGCUGAGCAUCUGUAGAGACCUAAUAAUUUUUAAUGUAUGUAUAUUUUAUUUAAAAAAAAUAGUUUGUAUUUUGAUGUUUCUGAUCUCAAUUGCAUAUUGUUUUAUAUAUAAAACUGUUGGAAACAA